CAUGUAAGUAACAAAAUACGGAUUAUCGAACAGAAUAAGGAGCUGCAUGUUGUCAUCCUCGGACUUGCAAGGGAUUGUCAUCUGUCAUAAUUGGCCUUCAAGUUGGGUAUCCUGGGAAUCCGCUGUUGCAAUUUCGAAGUGAUUUUUCGAUGUACACGUAAAGUGUUGAGUGUAAUCGAUGGUGUGACAUAAGAAAGUGAUUGUUCUUGUGAUAAAAUGACAUCGAGGAGUAAGAAUGCCGUGCGGGGUUACGAAACAGAGAUCGAGAAGAGCCGAGAGGAAGGAAAUUGGAAGAAGGCCAUCGAGCUAGCCCAACAGUUGAAGGCCAGGUCACCACAACACGAAAGCCUCGCCCACUUCCUAAUCGGCGAAGGCAAGCUCGAGGCACAUCUCGAUGAGCGACCCCCCACCAAGGAGAACAUCGAGCGCGCCCAGCGGGAGCUGUCGGACGCGCGCGGGUACCUCACGCUCGCCACCGACGACGCGGGCAAGAAGGCGGGCGUGGCGCUCGAUGCCCAUCUACUGCUCGGGAAACUCAACUACGCGUGCGGGUCUUAUGACGAAGCGUUGAAACAUUAUAAGUUGGCUGAACUAGAUACACUCACGGAGAAGGAGUUGCCUGUACGCAGUCUUCGUAUAGUGGCGGAGUCGUAUGCCAUCAAAGGUUUAUGUUUGGAGCAGAAUGCAGUACCAAGUUCUACUAGUCGAUAUAAACAGGCGGAAAGGGAGACUGAAAUGAUCCGCAGCUUUGAGCUGGCGUCGGACCUGACGCUGCUGUACCUGCAGCGCACCAACUCCGCCAGCGUGCGCGCGGGCCCGACGCUGGAGACGGCGCUGCAGCGCGUGCCCAUACUGCACAUGCGCGCCGGCAGGCUGCACUGCGCUAUCGACAGGUAUCGUGAGAUGCUGACGGCCGUGGAGUCGGUGUCGACGCAGGCGCUACGAUUGACGUUGACGCGGCAACUCGCCGAGGUGCUGUUACGUGGCGUCACAGGGCAGGUAUACAAGCCGCCCGAGAAGAUCGCGACGGUGCCCGCGCAGGGCACUCUCACGCGACGGAGGGAGGAACACGUGUCGGAGGGACCUUGGAAACCUAAGAAAUAUGCGGCCAUUAAUCAGUUCGUGCCGCGCAACGAGCACGAGGAGGCGGUGCUGCUGGUGCUGGUGGGCGAGGCCAUGGCGGCGCGCGACGCCGUGCUGUCGCAGAGCGGCGAGUUCGAGGCCGCGCGCGCGCACGCGCUGCGCACCGCCUGCGCCGUGCUCGACCUGCUCGCGCUGCUCGCCGCGCGCUGGGCGCAGCUGUCGCUCGUGCUCGAGUCGCUGGAGCGCGCGAUGAAGUUCUCGUUCGGGUGCGCGCACGUGUGGCGCCAGCGCGCGCUCGCGUGCAGCGCCGCGGCCGCCGCGCCCGCCCGGCGCCCGCGCCCGCGCCCGCCGCGCCGCCGCACCCAGCGUUGCGCCCGCGCACACGCCGUGGCCAAGCACGCCAAGACGUUGUGUCCCACGGACGCUCCGCUGCGGCUCGUGGCGGCCAACAACUGCUACCGAGCGGGAUGGAUAGAAGACGGCAUAGAGCUGGCGGAGGAGGCGCUCGCCAUAGAGGAGGAGCUCGGCGGGGCCAUGCUGCCGCGCUGCUGUCUCUACACCGGCAUCGGCUACCAGAUGAAGGCGCAGAAAUCGAACUCUCGGAUAGACAAGGACGCGGCGAACGACUCGGCGCUGAAGUACUUCCUGCGCGCCGUGCAGCUCGACGACAACGACCACCUCGCCUUCUACCACCUUGGCCUGCAGUACAUGUACCUCGGCAUGCUCAACGAGGCCAUGGAGGCGACGCGUGCGAGUCUGAUGGCGCGCGCGGAGUGCGGCGGGUCGCUGCGGCUGGUGGCGGCGCUGUGGAGCUGCGCAUGCGCGGGACGGCGCGCGCCGCGUGCCCUGGCGGCGGCGCACGUGGCGCGCGCGCACUACCCCCGCGCCGACUGGCCCCGCGCGCUGCUCGCCGCGCUGCAGCUCGCGUGGGACUCGCCAGAGGCGGCGUUGAUAACGGGCAAGGAGUUGCUGUCGUUGUUGAACAGCACGGAGGCGGAGGCGGAGGCGGAGCAGAACGGGUACAUGGAGCUGGACGCGCUGUCGGACUCGCAGCACGACGACACGCACAGCACGCGCGACGCGGCGUCGGUGCGCGCGGAGUUCACCGGCGCGCACCAGCUCGAGCGCGCGCUGUCCGAGUGCGCGUCCUCGCAGUCCGCCGUGCGCACGCGCGCGCCGCUCGCCACGCCGCGCGCGCACGCGUGGCUGCUGCUCGCCGAAAUAUGCUUGCGGUUAGGUAGGGUGAGUGCAGCGGCAGGGUGCGUAUCGGAGGCGACAGCGUUAACUCCUUUUAGUCAUCUUGUAUUAUAUACGAGGGGCAUGGUGCACGCGGCAAGCAACGAGUGGGAGGAGGCGCGCCAAUGUUUCCAAAACGCACUCGCGAUACAUCCCACGCAUCUUGACAGUAUGGUGCAACUAGGCGCGGCGUACUACGAGCUGGGCUGGCUGGGGCUGGCGGAGAAGGCGCUGCGCGAGGCGGCGGCGCUGGAGCCGGCGCGCGGCGACACGUGGCGCCGCCUGUCGCUCGUGCUGUGGGCGCGGCGCGAGCCCGCCGCCGCCGCCGACGCCGCCGCCGCCGCGCUGGCGCUGCGCGACCACGCGCCCGUCGAGCGCCUGGCGCUGUGAGCGCGCGCGCCCGCCCGCCCCGCGCGCCCCGCCCGCCCCGCGCCUGCGCACCGCACGCGCCCGCUCCGGCCAACACGUAACUACCGACUCUGCAUGUGCUGCUAACUACCGACAGUUCCGACCAGGGAGUCGGGUGUGGCCGCAUACUCACUCGCCGGUGUCCCGUAAGGCGCCGAUGUUCGGCGCGAUUGGUUCACAGUCGAUGCUCGUCAUCUGUUGGAUUGCUCGUGGUAUGCGACUACUCUACAUUUCCGUCUGAUUUGUUCAUACGCGCCCGCCCCCACUACUGUUGGUGUGUGCUCCUGACUUGUGCCGAUUGCUGUACUAAUAUGAAUAUUUUGCUAGCUGGAAAACAAGUGAACUCACACGCCCAUACAUCAGCUACGACAUGUCUAAUCUACGUGUUGUAACAAAUAUGUACGAAUUGAAACAUAAAAAUUAACAUCCAAAACGCCUCUCCCGUCACAAGCUACCCCGUUUCAAGUAUACACCAUGAAAUAAAACCAAACAAUAUCGUGUUAAUCGGCUAAACACGGUAAUAUAUAGAAUGUGAACCCAUAUAGAAUGAUCAGGACAUUGUUAUAUAGCCAAACUACCGAUAUUAUACACGUUGUUUAUAAGCGACAAGUCAGCAUAGCGUGAAAUACAAAUACGUAUUAAUAUUUUGAUGAGUAUAUUGAAUACAGGUACUUUAUAUGCAUUUGUCUCUGUAGUGGAAAGUCUCUACACAUCUUUAUAAUUAUGAACAAAAAACUACGUGACCAUAUAAUUAUAAGUAUAGAAAAUCGAUGUUCCACAUUUCUACCACAAUAAUAGAAAUUUCAAAUCUAUAUUAUACAAGGUGUUGUAAAAACCGGGUAUAAUAUUCAAACCGUAAAGUGGUGUUAAAUUUACUUUAGAAAAAAAACUAUAGCAAGCGAUAAAUUUUGACAGAAAUAAAUUUCAAUGUUUAACUACUCUAUAAUUUGAAGGUAUUUUUUCCCUUUAAGUAUAAAUUGUAAAUGGCUUUCCCUGAAUCGUGUUCAAUUAUAACACCUACCUUUUGUAACAUCCUGUAUACGAUAAAUGACUGUAAAAUAUACUUAACUAUCGUAAAUAAUUCAGAAAUCGAGAUUAAUAAUAUUUAUUAGUAUUUUCUUUUUAUUUUUAUCUACAGAAAUGUUGAGAAAAAACCUUAACUGAAACUGAAAAAUAUUUUUUACAUUCCACUUAGUCUGAA
Molecule: messenger RNA, 3928 nt
Organism: Manduca sexta (tobacco hornworm)
Lineage: Eukaryota; Metazoa; Arthropoda; Insecta; Lepidoptera; Sphingidae
Gene: Ttc7
Product: tetratricopeptide repeat protein 7B
Exons: 16
Coding region: 217-2709 (830 amino acids)
Biological process (GO): protein localization to plasma membrane; phosphatidylinositol phosphate biosynthetic process
Cellular component (GO): plasma membrane
Molecular function (GO): protein binding
Source: RefSeq, a predicted model, not a curated record